UUGCAGAUAGGGAGCCAGGUAGUAGAACUGUAGUAAUACUUGAAGAAUAUUUGACUUUAUCUACCUGGAGACAUGGCAUGCAAUUGGCCAAGACAGGGUUCAAAGUCGUGAGGGUACAAACGGAAAAAGUAUUGAAAAAGUAUUGGAAUUCAUUCAAGACCGUGGUGACUGACCCGUCCAAGAAAUCCCAGAGCCCAGUACAAAAAAAUGGCAGAUAUUUUCAAAAAGGGAAAAAUCUAUCAGGGAUUGAACUGGUCAAAUGCGAGAAUCUUGAAAAUGCACUGAAGGAAAUUUUGCAAUCCUCUUUCCGAAAGUACUUUCUGAUUUCGGGCGAAUAUGGGACAGGAAAAACAACCUUGGUUCAAAAUACUAUCUUUAAUCUUCAAGAGCCAAAGGGUGUUGUCCUUUUUGAGUGUUCUUCAGAUGUGAAAGGAUUUGCAGAGGAAUUGUCAAAUCAUCUUGAUUCGAAUUACUAUAUGAAAAAAUACAAGCCUCCGAUAGUUUUGAUUCUUGAUCAAGUGGACCGCAUUGCUAAGGAGGACCCAAAAUUUCUGAGGAUACUUCAAGAUUUUGCAAAGGACUGUGCAGAGAAAGGCACCCUUGUCAUUAUAUUUAUUGCGAGUGAAGGCUUGGUUCCGCAAAUUAUGAAAUCUCGCUCUGCCUGGUCGCGGGCAAACAUCCCUUUUGAUAUCUCAGAUGAAGAAGCUGUGAAAUUUCUGCAAGAUUCUGGUGGACGGUUUAUUUUAUUGAAGGAGGUCCAAAUAUUAAAUCAAGUCAAUCCUAAAAAUUUGGUUGAAAAAUUCAAGGAGCAAACGUUCACGCAGAUCAAGAGAGAUUUGGACACAGUGGAACUUCCUGAAAACCAUGAAUUUUUCAUAAAACUCAUCGAAGUAGAUCGUAUUGACAUCAAGAAUGCUAAUACCAUUAUACCUCUCAACAUGAUUCAUAAACUUGUCGAGGCUAAUAUUCUCAAAGAAAAUCAGGACUACACCGUGUCCUUUCAUUCACCUAUUUUAAAGAGGUAA
Molecule: messenger RNA, 1025 nt
Organism: Paraglomus occultum
Lineage: Eukaryota; Fungi; Glomeromycota; Glomeromycetes; Paraglomerales; Paraglomeraceae
Source: the annotation of a GenBank genome assembly